This is a messenger RNA of Yarrowia lipolytica CLIB122, 990 nucleotides long. RefSeq lists its product as uncharacterized. Lineage: Eukaryota; Fungi; Ascomycota; Dipodascomycetes; Dipodascales. The record is from RefSeq and is a predicted model, not a curated record.
AUGAUGGCAAAGAACAUGAUCUUUGUUAUGACCCACCCACGGGCAACAAGCACUGCUUUUGAAAGAUGCUUUCUCUCCCGUGACGAGCUCCAUUGCAUCCACGAACCCUUUGGGGAUCCAUACUAUUUUGGGCCUGAGCGUAUGAGCAAUCGUUUCUCAGCGAAGGAGCUUGAGGGAAACCAAUUCGAGAACACUACCUUUGCUGAUGUCCUUGAGACCCUAGACGAAGAGGAAUCCAAUGGCAAGCGAAUCAUGAUGAAGGACAUGGCUCAGUACUUCAUCCCUCCUCUGGAUGGAGCUGUUGAGGGUCUCACCAACCCUCCAGGAGUGGCUAAGAGCAUCCUGUCCAGUGAGAAGUGCAAGGAGAUGGUUGAGGGUCUCGAGGAGGUUCCGGAAGCACUAGCCCAGGUAAACCCCACCAACCUCCCAGCUAACGUUCUCUCCAACCUUGACUAUGUCUUUCUGAUCAGGCCCCCUCAUUUGUCGGUGCCCUCGUACUAUCGAUGUUGCAUCCCACCUCGAGUGGAAGAAACUGGCUGGACUCACUACAGAUCCUCGGAAGCAGGCUACAGAGAAUUGCGACUCAUGUACGACUAUGUUUGCAAGCUCCGAAAAGAGAGAGGCUUGCCCGCUCCUAUUGUUGUCGACUCGACUGACCUCAUCGGCAACCCUGAAGUGACUUUGCAGAAGGUCUGCAAAGCUCUUGACCUUGAGUGGGAUCCUCAAAUGCUGGUUUGGGGCGAGAACCGUGAAAAGGAUGUUAAGCUGUUCGAGAAAUGGAAGGGCUUCCACGAUGAUGCCCUGGGAUCGUCCGGAUUCCGCCCCAACCCCAAGCUGAUCCAAAAGGGUGAAUAUGAGACUGACUUCCCUGCUUGGGAGAAGAGUUGGACUGAAAAGUUCGGACCUGAAGGCUGCAAGAUCAUCUCUGAUUCCGUCAAGGAGCAUAUUGAUGACUACAACUAUCUGAGACAGUUUAAGUCUGGUGUAUAG